AUGGUCAGCUCGUCUCAGCUCUUUGCGCCGAUCCAGCUCGGCGCCGCGGAACUCAAGCAUCGCGUGGUGCUUGCGCCGUUGACCCGCAUGCGCUCCGACCUCAAGACAGCCGUCCCGCCCGACCUCGCGAUCGAGUACUAUGCCCAGCGCGCGUCUGAGGGCGGUCUCCUCGUCUCUGAGGGCGUGUUCAUUGCCGCCGAGGCAGGCGGUAUGGCCGGCGUGCCUGGUAUCUGGUCCGAAGCUCAAAUUGCGCAGUGGCGCCGUGUGACGGACGCAGUGCACGCCAAGGGUGGCAUCAUCUUUGCCCAGCUGUGGGCUCUUGGGCGCGUUGCCAACCCAGCCCUCGUGCCAACUGUGUAUGGUCCUUCGGGCGACCCCUAUGUCGCCAACCCCAAGAAGCCAGUGCCUGUCAAGGUCACGCCGAUGGGUGAGGCCGAGAUCGACCGCUGGGUCGCGCACUACGCCAACGGAGCCAAGAACGCCAUCAAGGCCGGUUUUGAUGGUGUGGAGAUCCACGGUGCAAACGGAUACAUUGUCGACCAGUUUUUGCAGUCCAUCACCAACAAGCGUACCGACAAGUACGGUGGGAGCAUUGAGAACCGGCUCCUCUUCCCCCUCCGCGUGUUGAAUGGGGUGUGUGAAGCUAUUGGUCCCGAGCGGGUUGGAAUCCGCAUGUCGCCCUUCGGUAUCGUGCAGGGAAUGCGCGAGACUGUUCCCCUCGACACGUUCAUUCCCUGGACCAAGGCGAUUAUCGCUGCCCAGCCCCACCUCGCAUACAUCCACGCCGUGACCCCGCGGACGUACGGUACGGCCGACUUGCCAGCCAACAUGAUUAUCGAGACGGACGACCUGCAACCCAUCCGCGAGCUCGCUAACAAAGCCCACAUCCCGUUCAUCUCGGCUGGCGCUUACAAACCAGCCGGGGCUGUCGAGACCGCCGACAAGUAUGGCGACCUGAUUGCUUUCGGUCGAUACUUUAUCUCUAACCCCGACUUGCCGGAGCGUAUCGCCCAGGGAUGGGAGCUUAACAACUACGACCGGUCGACGUUCUACACUCGCGGCGCAAAGGGUUACGUCGACUACCCAGAGUACAAGGGCGCUGCAGCCCGCCUCUAG
This is a messenger RNA of Cutaneotrichosporon cavernicola, 1116 nucleotides long. RefSeq lists its product as uncharacterized. The record is from RefSeq and is a predicted model, not a curated record. Bases 1 to 1116 code for a protein of 371 amino acids. The transcript has 4 exons. Lineage: Eukaryota; Fungi; Basidiomycota; Tremellomycetes; Trichosporonales; Trichosporonaceae. Gene Ontology annotation, molecular function: FMN binding; oxidoreductase activity.